This is a messenger RNA of Magnolia sinica, 3283 nucleotides long. RefSeq lists its product as uncharacterized. The record is from RefSeq and is a predicted model, not a curated record. The transcript has 9 exons. Bases 330 to 3095 code for a protein of 921 amino acids. NCBI's taxonomy places the organism in Eukaryota, Viridiplantae, Streptophyta, Magnoliopsida, Magnoliales, Magnoliaceae.
GCACGUGUCAAGCGAGGCUUCUUCGAGAGGGUUUUCUCCGCAAAGGCGCUGCAUUUUCAUUUUCCAAACCCUUUUUUACUAGUUUUAUUUUCAUCAAAAUCCUUCCUCAACGGCCCACCAGGAUCCAAAACCCUCUCAAAAUCUCAACCGUCCGAUCAUUUAUUCCCGCCAUCAUCCAACGGAUGAUCCCCACCCACCCUCAUGAUCCAUCUCUCUGAACCGUCCGAUUCCGCAACCCCCCCGAUGGCUCCCGCUCAGGCGUCUCACGUCGCCAUCCCCUGGCUUCCCGGUCCCUGAGAAUUCCCGAAUGUCAUCCAGCCGUUGAUUGCAUGGGCGAUCUCCAAUCUUGGCCGCCACAGCGGAACGGCGCCUGGAUCGAAGAAAGCACAUCACCAUUGCCAUCAUCGUCACCGUCGAAUCCCAAUCCGUCGUCAAUUAGGGGCGAUAGCUGGCGGAGAGCCGAGGAGACUGCCCACGAGAUAAUAUGCCGGAUCCAGCCGACGGUCGUGUCUGAGCAGAGAAGGAAGGCUGUCAUUGAUUACGUGCAGAGGUUGAUUAGAGGAUGUGUCGGCAGUGAGGUGUUCCCAUUUGGAUCAGUGCCACUGAGGACCUAUCUCCCUGAUGGAGAUAUUGAUCUGACUGCACUUAGCUAUCAAACUGCUGAUGAUGAUUUGGCCAGUGAUGUUUUUUCUGUACUUGAAGGAGAAGAGCAGAAUACGGCUGCGGAGUUCGAAGUAAAGGAUGUCCGAUACAUUCAUGCAGAGGUCAAGCUUGUCAAAUGCCUUGUUCAGAAUAUUGUAGUAGACAUCUCCUUCAAUCAGUUGGGAGGACUCUGCACUCUAUGCUUCCUUGAACAGGUUGAUCGUCUUAUUGGCAAAGAUCAUCUCUUUAAGCGCAGCAUUAUACUGAUUAAAGCUUGGUGUUAUUAUGAGAGCCGCAUCCUUGGUGCCCAUCACAGUCUGAUUUCAACAUAUGCAUUGGAGACAUUGGUCCUGUACAUCUUCCAUAUUUUCCAUUCAUCUCUACAUGGCCCUCUGGGGGUCCUGUAUAGGUUUUUGGACUAUUUCAGCAAAUUCGACUGGGAGAACUACUGUGUCAGUUUAAAUGGUCCAGUCGCUGUAUCUUCUCUGCCAGAAGUAGUGGUUGAGACACCAGAGAUCAAUGGGGGUGAUUUGUUGCUUACUGAGGAGUUCCUUAGAAAAUGUCUAGACAUGUUCUCAGUUCCGUUAAGAGGGCUCGAGAAAAACACUCAUUCAUUUCCUCGAAAGCAUCUUAACAUAGUUGAUCCUCUGAAAGAAAACAAUAAUCUCGGACGCAGUGUUAGCAAAGGUAAUUUCUAUCGGAUACGUAGUGCAUUCACUUAUGGAGCCCGCAAGCUUGGGCAGAUCCUUCUGUUACCAGGAGAGAGUAUUUUGGAAGAAGUCAAUAAGUUCUUCAUGAACACAUUGGAUAGGCAUGGAAGUGGACAGAGGCCAGAUGUGCAAGAUUCUCCCCCUUGUUCUCAAGAUAAUAUGCUGUCUGGUGUUAGUGGAUCUGGUUUUGCAUCAUUGCUGCACAAUGUUCAGAAAUCAAUGGAGGAUAAGAUGAUUUCAGGAUCCUCAUUCAUUGGUUCUCGUGUCCCAAUUGGGGAGACAGCUGAUGAUUGUAACAGAAUAUUAUACAGGGAGUUUGAUAACAUCAGGAUGUCAGGGUCUGCAAGGAUAAAUGGGAUUGGAACACGAUUGGAAAAGCAGCCCCCCUGCAGAAAUGAACCACAAACGCCAACAGGAGAUGCAACAGAUCUUGCAACUGCCCAAAAUUCAGGUUCAAGAAUCCCGAAUGGACAUUGUAAGCCCUCGUCCUCAAGUAGUGAGCUGUGUACUUCACCAUUCAUAGGAGCACACCAUGCACCACAUCUCCAUUUCUCUCGCCCGUUCAACUGGAAGUUCGGGAAUGGAACCCAUUACCAUCCAAAAUUGACAAACUCCACAAAUGGCGAAGUUGUUUCCUGGCCAGACUGGGAUGAAAGUAAGCGCGCAAGCAAUAGUACCUUCCAAUCUUGUAGUAAUUAUGAGAAUCCUGCUACUGCUAGAUCAACUGAUGGUUUCCCAUUUUCAACUUCGAAUGCAUGUCUGUCAGAAGAUUCGAAUCUUGGAAAUCCAUCUUUGACCGCGGGCAACUCUUCGAACUGCUUGGAAUCUAAUGGUCGGGGAAUCUCCAAUGUUGGUUUCAGGGAAGAGGACUUGAAGGGCGUUUCUGGAAGUCCUGAAUCUUCCAACCACUUGUCAGACCUCAGCGGUGACUACGACAAUCACCUUAGUAGUCUGCUAUAUGGUCAGCAGUGCCACAGUUACAUCUUGUGCGAUCCAGUUGUCUCUGUUCCUCCACCAUUGCCUUCUCAGCUUCAUAGUAAACCAUCACGGAAGUCACUCCAUCAAUCAGCACGCUUGAAACCAAACAUGUUACAGCACAUGAAUGGCAAUGGGGCUGGCCCUGGACAGCCAUUUCCUUCUGCUUCUGGAUAUUAUUUGGGGAACCUGCCCUUGACAUCUGGUGCUUUUGGUGUGGAAGAAAUGCCAAAGCCACGAGGAACGGGCAUGUACUUUCCCAUCACGAACCAUUCUUCAUACAGGCCAGGGAAAGGAAGGAAUGCAGUGCCACCAACCCACAGUCAGUUGCCAAGAGCCCAUUGUAAUGGCCAGGCAAUUACACCGCUGGACACGUCAAAGUUGCCAGAUAGAGGCGCUCAUGAGCCUUUGCAUUCUCGGGCUGUGCAAACCUCGAACUUUGGUGGGAAUGGCCAGGGGAAGCCUCCUGGUCGAUCAGAGUUCAUCCAUCCCAGCCGCCCAAGCACGAGAAGGUUCCCCCACGACAAUGGCUUUGCACUGUCACCAGUGGAGAGACUCGAGUUUGGAUCUUUUGGGCCUUUACAUUUGGGUGCUGCCACGCCGGAAGGAUGCAAGCAGACAGAUUCAGGUGCUGGACAACUUUCUCAGGACUCUGGAUCAAUGCUCCGAACGCUGGUGAUGCCAAGACCGGGGUUGAUUAUGAACCCAGAAAGGGCUCCAGAAUCAUUUCAUCUGAAGGAUGAAGACUUCCCUCCUUUAUCUCUCUGAGUGGAGUGGAAAGGGUGGUCAAAAUGUAUAGAGAUAAAAUGGAUGAGUAAACAAGAGAACAGUAACAAUGCUAACAAGGUCCUACCUUUGAAUCGAAUGGCCUCGAUUUGAAGCUGUAAAGGGCCUUUCUUUGGUUGUGGUGCUCAAGUUUUCUUUACAUUUUCCUGAUUCCUUUUUUUUUUUCUUUU